Striga hermonthica is the source of this 1833-nucleotide messenger RNA. The record is from the annotation of a GenBank genome assembly. NCBI's taxonomy places the organism in Eukaryota, Viridiplantae, Streptophyta, Magnoliopsida, Lamiales, Orobanchaceae.
AUGUGUGAAACCCUAGUGGAAUUGCGUAUCGGUGCUUAUGUAGUGCUCCCGGCGGCCGGCGAUGUGUGCCUGCCGGCACUUAAGAGGCUUUAUCUUAAGGGGGCUGAAUCCUUGCCCCGCCUGAUAUCUGGCUGCCCAGUGCUUGAGGAGCUUAGCAUAGUUAAUAAAAAUACGGCCCAAAAUUUGGAGAUUUGUUCGCCAACGCUACUUAGGCUGGAGCUCAAUAUACAACCUGAUGACCAUGGAAUUGAUGGAAACAAGUACUUUUGGGUGAAGCUACUUACUCCGGCGCUUAGGUUUUUAAACAUGAUCGAGUAUGUUUUCGAUAAUAUCUCUACCGGGAGACUUGGUUCAUUGGCGGUGGCAAAUGUUUCUCUCGGAUGUGAAUCUCGCUUUAAGUUAGAAUUUGUGGGCAAGCUGUGUAAUGUGGGGAGUCUAGAUUUAUGUCAUGGAGUGAUGGAGAUUUCCGACUCUACAUUCUCUGCUCUGACUGGGAAGUUUCAUAAUUUAACCAAACUCACAUUGAGUGCAGACUGGCGUUUUCUCUCGUUUUUUCUUGCGAACGCUGAUAAUCUUCAAGUCCUUACGAUCCGUGUAAUUGGAUGUGGUAAUAUCAAAGAAUGGAGGGAGCCCCACCAAGUUCCGACGUGUCUAUCAUCGCAUCUCAAAACUGUGGCGAUCGAGCCAUACGAGUGCACGGAGGAAUGGUUAUUCAUAAGUUAUGUUCUGAGAAAUGCUGAAGUCCUGAAGUUGAUGAAGGUUAUCAAGCUUCCUUACUAUCCAUGCAAAGAUUUGGUGUUUGAUGCGCUCAAGAGAAGAAUUUUACAGUUGCAGCCAGAUGUAGAAACCGUCAGUAAGCGCUUUUGCGUAGGACUCGACAGGUUUAGCCAGCGGAUUUUUGGAAUUGAAAAAGAUGUUGUUGACUAUGGCGGGGCCUCAUCAUACAUAGCAGCCAGCCAGUCCUGGCACAUCGGAGUUCGUGCCAAGGCCUCGAAAAAGCUGGUCUCUUUCAUAACCGGGAUCCCCGCAAGAAUCCGAGCCCGCGACUCGGUCGUUUUAAUGGCCGAGGUGAAUUUUUUGUGUGUGCACAAGAAGCUCAGGUCAAAACGGCUGGCCCCAGUUAUGAUAAAGGAAGUCACUCGUAGGGUCCACUUAGAGAACAUCUGGCAAGCGGCUUACACUGCUGGUAUUGUUCUCCCGACACCAAUCGCGACUUGUCAGUAUUGGCACAGGUCACUGAACCCGAAAAAGCUCAUCGAUGUCGGUUUUUCGAGGCUCGGGGCACGAAUGACUAUGAGCCGCACGAUCAAGCUGUUCAAGCUGCCCGAUCAGACGGUGACUCCCAGGUUCAGGAAAAUGGAGACCCACGACGUGCCAGCUGUCACCCGUUUGCUCCGGGACUACUUGAAGCAGUUUGUUGUGGCGCCCGAUUUCGACGAGAAUGAUGUCGAGCACUGGCUGCUGCCUAAGGAAGGCGCUGUGGAUAGUUUUCUGGUCGAGAGCCCUGAAACUCAUCGGAUCACCGAUUUUUGCAGUUUCUACACUCUCGAGUCGUCUAUACUCGGCAGCCCGAACCACUCGAUUCUCAACGCGGCUUAUUCUUACUAUAAUGUGGCUACCGCGACUCCUUUGCUUCAGCUGAUGAACGAUGCGUUGAUUGUUGCCAAGAAGAAGGAUUUCGAUGUUUUUAAUUCUUUUGAUGUGAUGCAUAACGAGAGCUUCUUGAAGGAGCUCAAGUUUGGCCCGGGGGAUGGGAAGCUCCACUACUAUCUGUACAACUAUCGGCUCAAGCAUGUUCUCAAGGCAUCCGAGCUCGGGCUCGUGCUCUUGUAG